Molecule: messenger RNA, 195 nt
Organism: Penicillium verhagenii
Lineage: Eukaryota; Fungi; Ascomycota; Eurotiomycetes; Eurotiales; Aspergillaceae
Exons: 1
Coding region: 1-195 (64 amino acids)
Source: RefSeq, a predicted model, not a curated record
AUGAUCAUCGGUGAUGGCAUUUGCGGUGAGAUUCCGUUCAGUAUUCUUGGUUGGACCGAAGGAAUGAAAGACCGGGGCCCCGGGAAGUUGGAGAUACUAGGGGGUGACACGAUGCAAAAUGACGGAGUCCGCCGUCCGGCAAUCAAUAGAAAAGAGGAGGCCGAUCCUAGCGAGUAUCCUAGCGAGGGGGACUAA